CACGCAGUCUGUUUUUAAUUUUCGGGAAAGUAAAGAAAUCGUUAGGACUUAGAUAGGGACUAUAUGGAGGAUGGUCCAAUAAUUCCACGUUUUCUUCUGUUAAAUAGUGCCUUGUUUUUUGGGCUGUGUGCGAGCUUGCAUUGUCUUGAUGGAGGAUGAUUCUUCUUUCGGGGUUGAUUUUUCGAAUCUGGGUGAUGAUUUUUGGCAAACAAAUGGUGGUAUACCAAUCCGCAGAAACAGUUCUUUGCUCAUUAAGAGGAAUGUUUGCAAUAUUACGCGAGCAUCUUUUUCGAAACACUUCGAGAACGGAUAACUUUUGUUGGCUUUUCUUCAACUUGGAACAUCCAAACAGCUGACUGUCG
This is a messenger RNA of Acanthoscelides obtectus, 362 nucleotides long. The record is from the annotation of a GenBank genome assembly. NCBI's taxonomy places the organism in Eukaryota, Metazoa, Arthropoda, Insecta, Coleoptera, Chrysomelidae.